GUAGGAGACUGCUCGCUUCCAUUAUCUCAUGGAUUAGCUCUUAUUUCAGUGAACGCUAUUGUGAUUAUAACAGGAACACUUGGCAACCUACUGGUUUGCUUUGCAGUUGCCACAACUCCUCGUCUUCGUAGACCUGCAAACUUCCUACUGUUUAGCUUGGCUAUUGCUGAUUUGCUUGUGACUAUGGUGUGCGAACCGCUAUUUCUGGCAAUCCUCACUCGAAGAACUUUUUUUAAUGAGUGUGCAAAUGGCUUGGAAAUCCCAUACAUUAUCUUAUCCAUGCUUUCGUGUGCUGCUUCUGUGGAACACAUUGCGGCUAUUAGUGUUGAUCGUGUUAUCGCUAUUUUGUACCCUCUGCACUACAAAAGCAUCAUGGAGAAUCGUGGUUUGAAAGCAAUGCUUAUAAAGUCUUGGUUAUCGCCGAUUGUGGUUCCCAUUUUGAACCCCAUUAUUCCGAAAAGAUUUCCGAAACGUUUCGUUGCGUUCGGAAUUUUCAGCCUAAGUUACAUGGCUGUCUUUGUGUCGUACUCACUGAUAGUAAUGUCGCUAGUUAAACAUCGAAAAAAACAAAUACAGAUCAGAGCUGAUCCUUCCAAGAAUUCCAGCAACUUCCAGCAAUUUCGGGUGGAGAUCCGCAUUGCUAUUACACUGGCGAUUGUGACUGUUGUUUUCACCAUUUGCUGGGUUCCGCUUUUUACAACAUUUUUUGCAGCGGGAAAACUACUGGUGAAGAAUCGCGGUAUAGCUUAUUUAUGGAUUAGCACUUUGGCUCUCUCAAACUCCGCAAUGAAUUUCGUGAUCUAUGGGUCGCGAAUGCGGAACUUUCGAGAGGCGUUCACGGCAAUUCUGCGGAAGAUUCUUAGCUAUUGCGAAUGUUCACGGACCAAUGUUCACAACAUCAAGCUACAGACAUUACGAUCUUGAUAAACAUUUCAAUGAACAAACAUGUAGGUAAGAAAAGAACUAUAGUAAACACAAAAGUAAACUAUGCAAGUUCAAAUAAUUCUCUUUUGCCAAGAGUGCAAUUAAUAGCUGAGUUCAGACACACAGCUUGCACAUAAGAGCGAACGUCAGUAUGACAUCGAACAGCACCACUUGUGG
Stylophora pistillata is the source of this 1101-nucleotide messenger RNA. RefSeq names its product neuromedin-U receptor 1-like. Gene Ontology annotation, cellular component: plasma membrane. The record is from RefSeq and is a predicted model, not a curated record. Gene Ontology annotation, molecular function: G protein-coupled receptor activity. Gene Ontology annotation, biological process: G protein-coupled receptor signaling pathway. NCBI's taxonomy places the organism in Eukaryota, Metazoa, Cnidaria, Anthozoa, Scleractinia, Pocilloporidae.